AUAAAAAAUCAUCAUAUUUCUGACUGUUGUUAUUUAAGAUAUGUUUAAAUAUGUCAACACAUGUGUAAAUGCAUAUAUAAACAUGGUUGCGUAAUAGGAGCUCGUCUAAAAAUCCAAAUUCUGCCCACUUUAGGCAUCAAGAAAAUUCAAAAAGUUUGCCUACUUAUUUGUUUUGCGUCAAAAUGAAGAGACUGUAUUUUCCUAACAUAGCGACCAAGUUCAGUACUUCCACAUCGCACUUAUUGCGAAUACAAAAGCUAUCGCUUGAUUUUCGGUUGAAAAAUAAACGAUAAUAAAACCGGAUAAAUUUUUUCUUAUGCCCACAUUUUGGCGUAAAUGCACGAAAACAUCGACAUAGUGAAUCACAAAAACUCAGGAAAAUUCAUAGCUAAAAUGGCAAAAGAAAGAUCAGAGGCAUAAGCUCUAAGGCACGCAAACAGAAAACAACCAACACUAUCAAAAGGAAUGACAACUAGUUUUAGUAUAAGGAGAGCGCUUCAUGCGAGGAAUCAACUAUUGGAUGCUCAUUACUUCUGAGUUACGUAAAUAAAGGCACCAACAGUUGAUAAGUGAGCGAGCGGCAAAUUAAUACAUAAUAUGUAUGCAUGUACAUAUGUAUGUAUGUAUUUUAAUAAGGGAAGUAAUAGGACUCUUUAAAGCUUUUAAAUAUGAAAUCGCCUCCAACGGUAUUUAGAUAGGCCCUAAAUACCCGGUCACAAGAAGAAACUGGUGGAAAGAAAAACCAGACAACUACAUUUACGCCAUUGAGGCCACAUGGAUAGAGCGGAAAACUGGCUGUGCGCCAUGAAACAGACGGACACCAAGCCCGCACACGUAUGCAUCAGCGCUCGAAAAAUAGAAACAAAAGUCGUGUAAGUGUUUAAUACAAACAACAGUCAGGGAGCACGCACACCAUCACCGGCGGUACGAACAACGUAGGAGAGGCGAGAGCAAAGAAAGAGUACUGUAAGCCAUCAGCGCGAAACUGUGUGCGUACGGAAAUGCAUUAGUAUGGGUGAGUGGUGAGUGUAAUGGCAAACGGCAGCAACAUUUAUUUCGCUCAGUUUUAUUUCGUUUUCUCGUCGCAACGCAAGUGCUGGUGAAAUCGUUGUGGCAGAAGUCUAUUUUAAGUGAAUAAAUCUUUUGUUGUGCUCAUGUUCGUAAUUCCAAAACGUUCGUCGAGACUAAAAGACUUCUGCUAAGCUUUCGAGCAAAGAAUAAAAUGAAAAAUACUAUUUUCCACAAAAACAUAGCGUAGCGAUUGUGAACAGCGUAAAAAGAAGAAAGCAAAGAUCUGCUUCUGUUUCUCACUCUCUCGGAAUUGCGCUCUCCGCUUUCAAUGAUCAAUACAUUUACAGUUUGUUAUUAUUUGUUUUUCAUUUUGCCUUUUGUUUUGCACGCUCUCAGUAACCGCGAGACGACUUUCUCAAAUUGCAAGUGUAAAAAUUUAUGAAAACGAAGUAGUGGGCAAGGCGAACUGCAUUGCAAAUGCAUGUUCGGCUUGACGCUUUGAGCUAGGAAAAAAAACGCGCAUUGAAAUUCGUAUCAUGGAUGCUCAGUUUGAGCACUUGUGCCGCAUUUGCGCUGCCAACACGAAAAGCAAGACGAAUUCCGUGGUCGAAAGUGUGUUUAUUUUUAAAACACAGGGACUGAAGGAUAAAAUAUCUCGACACCUUUAUCUAAAUGUAGCUGAAGAAGAUCCUCUGCCAAAAGUGCUCUGCAAAUCUUGUUACCGCCAGGUAGAGGCCACGGCGUCGCUGUCAAAUAUAGCAAAACACACUCAGCUCGUGUUUCGGGACUUUCUCCUUAGUACACUGCCUAAGAAUGCGAGGGAAGCGGCUGCCGCACGGCUGAGCGUUCCAGCAACCAAAGUCCCACACCGAUACGACGAGGUCCAAGCGGAAAUUGAUGAAUUUCGCCCCAUUUUGCUGACCCGCGUGCCGGAGUCCAGAAACACCGCAUCCAAGCCUCAACCAGACAGUUGCGUAGAGCUUGCUCCAAAAACCGGCGAAAACUACUUGGCUGCGUCUUUCUCAUCCUCUUCUCUGAGCAAACCCGCUGGAUCAGUAAAGAACUAUAUGAACACUGGGCGUCGCAACAGCGUUUUUACAGACACUAGGUAUGGAUCGGCCCCACUGUCUAUCGCACAACGAACUAUGCAGUGUCUGCCUUCUUUGGUGCCCCUAAAUACAGAGUCAUUGGGUAGCAACGCAAUGAGAAAGAGCCCAGACUCAAAACCAUCGCCGACAGGAGUAAUAAACUUCAUCCAGACUCAUGGGCGCAUCACAGGUAAUAUACCUGAAGUCCAAACAGAGGACAAUACCGGAAACAUCAACCUGACAGAUAGCAGAAACACGGUUACAGCUUCCGUUCUUAUUUCUUCAAACGUUAGCAAUCCAGGAACGAAAUCUCAGGACAGUAAUUUGUUUCUGCAGAAAAGUAGAAAUCUUAAAAACACAUUAAACAACAUUAAAGCCAUGCGUAGCGGACAGGUAUCACUGCUUAAGUGUUCGCAAAAUCGAAACCCUAUUGAUGAUGUUAGACCACUGGUCACAACUACACUGGUACCCCAAUACGGGGGUGAACCUUCCGUAGAGGAAGCACUGCCAGAGCACAUGAUCUUUGCGGCGCCAAAAAAGAAGAGGGAGGAUGAAGAACAAUUUCAUCAAACGGCUCUGCCAAAGCUGAAGAAAACUGUGCCCAGCCAAUCUAAGACAAAGGCGACAACCCUCGACUUAACUAUAUCGGUUGAUUCGCAUAAUUCACCCCCGUCAACGUCAAUUUCUAAUGUUAAAAGCCUCACUGAUGCAAUUUUCCUGGGAAGCGUUAUUAGGGAUCCAGACUUGUUGAUGCUUAUUCUCAAGGCUCUGAAAUGGCCGGUGACAGCAGAAAACUGCGAUGAGCAAAUGUCCCGCUUAAAAAGUUCAAAGUUUGCUGUUAUAAUGUCAGACACAAACCUUCUUCAAGACACAGAUCUCACACAACUUUUAGGUCCAUAUUUGGCCCCAAUGCUGCCUGUGGUUCAGCAGCAAGAUCAGCCUCCACUUUCCUCAGCUAUCGCGUCUGCUUCUUCAAACACUUCAUCGCAGGCGACUAAAGAUGUACUUAAGCUUACUGACUUAUCCAGUGCAAUGCCUUAUAAACUUCCACCAGAAACGUCGGUUCAAUUAGUGCCUUCCAGUCCCACGGAACAGGAACCGCAGCCACUGCGUCACAAAAAGACGGUUAGCGUUCCAACUUUCAAACGCCAUCAACGAAAGAUGAGUGCCCUUGAUUUACCUGCUGUUGACAACACCCGCUCCACAAUGUCGAUAUCGACUUCAAAGGCAGCUUAUGUCAGCAACGAACUAUCGAGUAUCAACUCUGUGCUUUUUUCGCAGUUCGAAUCAAAUCCGGCCGACGCUAUUAAUGAAGCGCUUAUGUCCCUCCUUAAGCAGCAACAACAAGAAACAAAAGACCAGCGAAAAACUCGUCAGAGUUGUAUUGGCUCUGACAGUGCCGUUAAUUUAGAAGACAUUGUACUGGUCGAUCCCCAACCGCCCCUUGAAGUCGAUCCGCAGGAUGUGAAGUACCUUGAGGAUGACUACGUCUCUCCGCAGUCCCAGCCCGGAUCCCAAUACAAUUUUAAAAGGCGCAAAACAGACAAUCGGUCAUCAGAGCCGUCUGAAGUCAUUGUGCUCGAUAACAGUGGAUCCCCAAAUUUAAAGAAUUCAAAAGAAAUAUGUCUAAGUACGAAACAGAUUUUAUUCAGAGAAACAAAGAAAAGUGCGGUAACUGUUAGAAAAGAAUCUUUGGGUCAGCUAACGCAGGCACCCACAAGUACCGUCCCGGAAGACAUUUGCGAUCCUAAGGCCAGGGCCAUUAAUGCGAAAGAAAAUCCCGAAGUGUGUGAACCAGCCCCGGACAAUGGAGCUAGCGACGAUAUUGAUGAUAGCAAAGCAGGCUCGGUAUCCGUUCGGAAGUCGGAAGUCAAAGCUGCGCUCGGACAAAAGCUUUUGGAGGCGAUUGGACUUUCUCAGAUGGGAACCGAUGCAGCGCCUGAAAACUCCCGCGACACCCUCAGGAGUGCGCUAAAGCGCUCUAUAAAACAGGCCCAGGAACAACAGCUGCAGCUGAAGCGAGGCAAUCAUGAAGAACCUGUGAAGCAAAUGGCCGAUUCCACAACUAAGCUAAGUGCAGCAGAAUCGGCAGAUGAGCAUAAAAAAGCAAUUGCCGAGCGUGAGCUGGCCCUACUGAAUCGUGGACUUAAAGCAGGAGAAGAAAACACGAUUCCCCUAAAAGAUGAUAAGUCGGAGCGCACUGAUGUUAGUUCUUCAUCAUCAAGAAACCGCCGAGGCCGUAAAUUAAAGAUUAAUGCUAACGUCGAGGAUUUUGGCGAUGAAGAAAAAAAAGACUUUAGAUGGGAUGAAGACGAUGACUUGCCUUUAAAGGCAGAUAUGGAAAAACCUUCAGAACGGAGCAGCAGCAACACCCGACCGACGCGUACUAGCAAAACGUUAUCAAAGUAUUAUAAAGGACCAACUUCUAAAUCACAUCAUGGGAUGGGUACACGCUCGACACGACAGCGCUGAGAUAUGAUAUAUAUCCUUUAUAUAAAAUAUGUGGUUUUAUUUUUGGAAAAUAUCAAAUACAUAUUUUACGUCCCUCUAAGAUUCACAUGUAAUUGUGUACAAUGUACACUCCCAUUUAAAAACUAGUAUACUUGUAUUAACAUUAAAAAAAGCAAUGACUGGAGUCUACACACGAAAAUGAGUCAAGAAUAGUACAACUAUUUAAAGAGUAACACGAUUUGGUUCAAACAAUUUCCUUACGUAUGUACAUCGAUUAAUUAUUCAGCGCUUACGUUUUCUUUUGAGUUAAGUUUUGAACAUAUAAUGUACCCUCUGCUGUCUGUUAACAUAAAAUCCAGAAUAUGCCUUUAGAAAGCAGAACGGAAGAUAUUUUUUUGGUUUACAGUUUUUAAUCUAAGCUGUAUUUUUAUAGUUUUAAUUAAACUUUUGUUUUUAAUAAUAACGGUAUAUAUAAUAAUCAUUAUAAAUUAUGUAAAUAAAUAAUGAUGCUGAAAAUUAAGCAAUAAACAGUCUUUGAUAGUUCACAAACUUAUUUUAGUUAAAAAGCAGAAAGAAUGUAAGCUUCGACAGUUGAUUUCGAUUAUUAAUACCAAUUUGGUAUACACCACUUUUGUAACGAUAUAUGAUUUUUUGGUUUAAAUUAAAACAGCAGGAAAAUGAAAUAAAACAACUAAUAGGCAAUUGCCUUAAAAACAUGCACAUACGAAUGUAAAUAUGUAUGUAUGUACAUCAUUCUCUUUUUACAGCGAGAGGUCUAAUGGCUGAUUCAGAGAAUGAUAAAUGUGCAAAGCAAAAUAUCAGUUUGAAAAGCUUCGCGACGUGUAGCGGUUGUUGAAAUCGAGCAAGUUAAAAUUUGUACAUAUGUAGGUGUUUACGUGAAACGCCCCUGUGAUUCUAAGAAUGAAGAACAUUUUAUACUUGUGCAAUAAAAUAUUUUUUUUUUUAAUUAUUAGCA
Messenger RNA from Drosophila simulans, 5526 nucleotides. RefSeq lists its product as uncharacterized. NCBI's taxonomy places the organism in Eukaryota, Metazoa, Arthropoda, Insecta, Diptera, Drosophilidae. Gene Ontology annotation, molecular function: zinc ion binding. Gene Ontology annotation, cellular component: nucleus. The record is from RefSeq and is a predicted model, not a curated record. The transcript has 5 exons. The coding region runs from base 1548 to 4571 and encodes 1007 amino acids.